This is a messenger RNA of Akanthomyces muscarius, 426 nucleotides long. RefSeq lists its product as uncharacterized. The transcript has a single exon. The coding region runs from base 1 to 426 and encodes 141 amino acids. The record is from RefSeq and is a predicted model, not a curated record. Lineage: Eukaryota; Fungi; Ascomycota; Sordariomycetes; Hypocreales; Cordycipitaceae.
AUGGCAUCCGACUCUACCACCACCACCACCACCCCCAAGCCCCCCUCUCCCAGCGUCACCUCGCUCGCGGUGCUCAAGGUGGCCUUUGGGCUCGGCUGCCUGCUCGCGCCGCGCCUCACCAGCACGCUGCUGCUCCUCGACCCCGUCAGCGCGCAGGCCGCCGUCGUCACGCGCCUCUACGGCGGCGCCGUCGCGUCACUCGGCUACCUCCUCUGGGUGGUCGGCCGGGCCCACGCGCGCGGGGAGGCGAGCACGCGGGUGCUCCGGCACGUGGUGGCAGUCAACAUCGCGGCCGACGCUGCCGACGUGAUGUCGUGCAUGGCAGGCUACGCGACGGGCGCGCUGAGGGCGCCGGUGUUUGCGCUCGUGGGAGGGGGCUGCGCGGCGCUGGAGAUUCUGGGGAUGGUGGCGUAUCGAACCGUUUAG